AUGAUUUUGGCCGAGCAAAUUUCCUCUCGGGCCGACCACCGGUCGAGCCGGGAAAGGAACGGUUUAUGCUCGGCCGGAUCUAUUCUAUCGCGCGACAGGAACCGUCCGCGCGAAACGCACGGGCAGAGAGGGAACAGGCCGCGAUCGGCCGGAUUUAUGUAUCGGAACGGACCGACCGUGCCAGUCGAUCCGGGAAGCGAACGUUCGGCCUCGGCCGAAAUUUCUCGUCCAUAUGCGAAUUUGGCCGACCAAAUCACACGGCCGCGACAAAAUCUCUCGGUCAUCGGCCCAAACUUUUCUCGGCCAAGGUAA
Microthlaspi erraticum is the source of this 312-nucleotide messenger RNA. Lineage: Eukaryota; Viridiplantae; Streptophyta; Magnoliopsida; Brassicales; Brassicaceae. The record is from the annotation of a GenBank genome assembly.